Messenger RNA from Musa acuminata AAA Group (dessert banana), 4376 nucleotides. RefSeq names its product probable serine/threonine-protein kinase PBL7. The transcript is spliced from 6 exons. Bases 2846 to 4171 code for a protein of 441 amino acids. Lineage: Eukaryota; Viridiplantae; Streptophyta; Magnoliopsida; Zingiberales; Musaceae. The record is from RefSeq and is a predicted model, not a curated record. Gene Ontology annotation, biological process: protein phosphorylation. Gene Ontology annotation, molecular function: protein kinase activity; ATP binding.
GGUACAAGAAGGAGGCCGUCGAGCUUUCCGUCUUGGCUCACAUUCUGAGGGAAUGAGGCUCCUGCCGUUGCGUCGUCUUCUCUGCUCUCUAAUGGCGGAAAGGGACACAUCGGCCGGCGUCAUUUCUUCCAGCCAGCCUCAUUAUUGCUGGGGGACCCUCUUGGCUUCGCCCAUGCCGACGACUCGCAGGGAACGUGACCUUCGUAAACAGACAAAUAUGGCUGCUGUCUCCGUUUCAGAUAAGCGAGGGACCGUCAGAAUGAAAGCAGCUGGGCAUUUGCUCUGCUUCUUGGCGUGGGGGAAGAAAGAAAACCAUGCGUCAGCUGGCUCUCGUGGCUUCUGUUUUUCUCAUUUUCUUGCAGAUAACUUGUUCGACGAUAUGUCUCGACGUAGAAAACCAGGCUAAUUGCCUGCGACGCCAAAUCAGUAAAACGAGAAUUGCAUUUUCUCUUUCGUUUCUUUUUGUUUUGCCUAAAUUAAAGUUUCGUUAAUCGAGGCGCAAUUCUCGGAGCUUCUGCUCCUUGAGGAAGGGGAUGAUAGCGACGUUCUCCUCGAAGAGCCUCUGCUCCAGGAGCUGGAUGCGGAGCAGGGACUCCUUGUCCUGGAGCUCCUCCACCAGGCGGAGCAGCUCGGCGACGUUGGGCAAGCGGAGUUGCACAGGAGCGGAGGCGCAGGGAAAGUAGAAGCCGAAGGACCGGGCGAAGGUGCUCCGACAACGCCUUCUUCAGCUCGUCCAACUCUGUCUCGAGGUCCCUUACCGUCCUCUCACUGCGCUGGCUUUCCUCUUCGCCGCUCCGUAUCUUAGACCUCGAACCCUCGGGUUCGUCCCGCAGCGCUCGGUUCUCCGUCUGCGGGCGCUCUUUCCGGUCGCCGGCCCGCGCGAGCUCGUCACCCUCGGUACCGAUCUCCUUCAGGAGCUCCUUUACUAGGCGGAGCAGCUCGGCGACGUUGGGCGAGCGGAGUUGCACCUGGGUGGAGGCACAGGGAAAGUAGACGCCGAAGGACCGGGCGAAGGCGCCUACGGCCUCGUCAUCGGAGGAUGGAUGCGACGGAGUCUGUUGGCCCUCGGCCGCCACCGGCGGCGGCGGCUUCUGGGAGGAGGAGGACCGGCGAGGCACGUCCGUUCUUAUUCGGGUCGUCUAACGAAGAUUUGAUUCAGAUGAAACAAAAGGAAACAGAGAUGUUGUAAUUAUCGAUUUUGCGUCAAAUCACGUAAAUUAGUUCUGGGAAAACCCUUAAGGCCAAGUGGAAGAACGUUUAGAAUGAAAACUCCGGCAUUUGCCCGCAGUCUGCGGUGGCUGAUCGAUGCUGGUGAUGGGAGUUGGAGUCGUCUCUCAAGCGAUGGGGGCCCUCCGGCUAUCUGUACAUGGAUUUCCCCACGCAAAUCUGGGCAGGCGCAGUGCUUUCUUAAGCUUGGUUAGCUUUAGCCUCUCUGCAUCAGCUGCUGCUGCGGUGAUUACUGUUUGCUCUGACGGUGACUCUGUUUCUGAUGGAUGGUUUUCCCGUGACAGAGAGGACAAUUCCCAGUCUCGUUUCGCAGGCAAAGCGAGCCAACAUUUCAUUUUUGGGGGCGGGGGGGACCGAACGAAGCACAGCGUGGCGGAAUGCAGAAGCUUACUGGACCAGAACAGCGCCGUGUGCAUCGCUGCCCGCGCCACUGGGGCACUCGAACGAGGACUGCGCAAGCAAGCGAGUUGUGCUGACAGCGACACGACGGGAUCCACGGCGCAGUUAUGGUGGGAGGUGAAUGAGAGGGAGGAGGAGACUUGACAGUGCAGCUUUGUUGUCCUAAUUGGGGCACCUCGGUCUCAGCUCGUUGAUACAACAUCAGUUUCUUUUGGCUUCAGUCUGUCUAUUCGUGAUCAGCCUCAGCUUACUGACAGUGCAUUCUUGUUGACUGCUCCGUGAACCGAAAGCUUGGCUCUCAAGUGCGUCUCCUUAAUUGGAGAGCGCUAAUCAAGUGCGUCUCCUUAAUUGCCCUAACGGGACUUCACUUCGUACUGAGUUGCGUCAUGGUAGCACGUAAAAUGCACACGAGACAGCCAUCGCCAUCGAAGCAUCGAUCAAUCAUGCGUUGCGUUUGCAGAAAGUAAAGGAAGGAAGCAUCGUUUUGGGAAGACGACAUGAACCGGCGACAACAAACCAUGUCCGGCCUUCUCUUUCAUUACAUGUCGGAGGUGUCAAUGUGCCAGGUGCUGGAAAACCCAGGCACUUAACUUUCUCUUCACCACUCUAUCCUGAUUCCUUUUCUCCUCCGUCUCUCUUGUUCUAUUCCCAGCUGUUUCAUCACUCGCUACCAUGUAGCUGCGGUGUCAAAGAGAAGGUGAUCUCUCACUCGAUGAUGGAAUCUAAUGGUUUUGUGUUUUUUGACUGAGAUGAUCAAAAGCGAAGAUGAAAAUGUUGUAAUGAUACGGUUAAUUUAGUUGGUGGGGAUGGAAGUUGGUUAUGGUCCCAAUCCUUGAAAUAUCAGCGGCAGUAGCAGCAGCAUACAUUUACUACGCAACCUGAGCGACGGGCAUUCUACAUUAAUGGGAGCGGUUGAAUGGGUAGAAGGAGAGGGCAGUCGCAAGGGAACAACGAGACAAGGAGGUGGAUGGAGUGCUUGCGAAUAAAGAAAAAGGGGAAGAGAUCACGAGAGCGGACGAGGGGAAAGGAUUGACGCAGUGAUGGUGGGCGCGCAGUGCAUGUGAAACGACCUUGGAUUCAUAUGCGACUUGGUACGUCGUCUUCACGCUCCCACUGGACGUCCUCCCAAUUCCUCUGCCAUAUGACCAAGCUUGUCGAAGCCCGGCAGCCCGCACCUCCCUUAUCGCCUCCACCUCUCCCGUCCUCCUGUUGACACCACAUGGAGGCCUACCCCGUGCCGCCUCCUCCUCCUCCUCCUCCGUCAUUGCUGCACCAUGACCACCAAGCUGCCCGUGGCGGCGGCCAAGCCUUUCUCGCCUCCAACGCCGUCGUCCUAAUCGUCGUGCCUCUCCUGUUGCUCAUCCUCGUGGCCGUGGCCGCUCUGCUGCUGGUCAAGGUCUGCCGAGCCAAGGCCAGGAAGAGCAGAAACAUGAGCAGCUGCAACAGCAGCUUCCGGAAAGGCAGUUUCGACCGGAUGCAGAUGCCUGUGUACUCCGCUAAUGGCGGCGCCAACGCCAUCGCCUAUAGCCCAGAUGUGAGGAGUUGCAUCCAUGGGGGAAAGCUGGGGUGUCCGAUGCAGGCCAGGCAGAGGAGAGGGCAGGUGUUCACUUACAGGGAGCUGGAACUGGCCACGGAUGGGUUCGGCGAGAACAAUGUGAUCGGAAACGGUGGAUUUGGGGUGGUGUUCAGAGGAACUCUGUGUGAUGGGACGGUGGCGGCCAUUAAGCUGCUGCGCAGGGAAGACAAGCAAGGGGAGAGAGACUUCAGAACAGAGGUUGAUCUUCUGAGCCGACUGCACUCCGGUUACUUGGUCGGCCUGCUCGGUUACUGCGCCGACCAACAGCAUCGGCUGCUGGUGUUCGAGUACAUGCCCAAUGGCAGCCUGCAACACCACCUCCACCCCACCUCGAGGAAACAGAGCCACAAGCCUCUCGACUGGUGGACGAGGCUUCGGAUCGCACUGGACUGCGCCCGGGCGCUCGAGUUCCUGCACGAGCGCACCGUCCCCGCCGUCAUCCACAGGGAUUUCAAGUGCAGCAACAUCCUUUUGGACCACGACUGCAGGGCCAAGGUGUCGGACUUCGGCAUGGCCAAGGUCGGCUCCGACAAGAUCAAUGGCCAGGUGCUCACCCGAGUGCUGGGGACUACGGGAUACGUCGCGCCGGAGUAUGCGUCGACGGGCAAGUUGACGACGAAGUCGGAUGUUUACAGCUACGGCGUUGUUCUGCUUGAGCUUUUGACAGGGAGAGUGCCGGUGGAUCCUGGGAGGCCUCCCGGGGAGCAUGUCUUAGUCUCAUGGGCUCUUCCUCGGCUGACCAACAGAGAGAAAGUGGUGGAAAUGGUGGAUCCAGCACUGCGUGGCCAGUUCUCGAAGAAGGAGCUGAUUCAGGUUGCAGCCAUUGCUGCUGUUUGCGUGCAGUCGGAAGCGGAUUACCGCCCUCUCAUGACGGACGUGGUGCAGUCGCUCAUCCCGCUCGUCAAGAACUCCGUGGCGGCGAGCCCUACCACUCCGUCCAGAGUUCAAGUCUCGGUUGCAAGAUCAUGAUCCAGUGGGAGUUCGCAGCAUCUACCAGCGUAUGGGAUGGGAAGACGGAAGCUGGAUUCGGAAUGGUUACGCCAUUCAAGAUUCGGGAGGUGGAUGUGGGCAAAGACUGCAGGUAUACUGUAGUUGCGUUCAUAAGAUGCUCGACAUCGUGUUGUUCCAGUUAUAUACUUCUUGGCCAUGCUCUGGGCAGCUGCACAUUUCAUCA